Molecule: messenger RNA, 891 nt
Organism: Menidia menidia (Atlantic silverside)
Lineage: Eukaryota; Metazoa; Chordata; Actinopteri; Atheriniformes; Atherinopsidae
Source: the annotation of a GenBank genome assembly
AUGGGAUCAUACUUUCUGGACCUUGAGAGCGGUGCUCUGGUUUUGUUUAAUUUCCUUUCCCUCCUUUCAGAGCUGGACAUCUUCGGCAUCAUUCUGUACUCCACCCUCACCUUCAUGGCUGCGGUUUCCAUGUUGGUCUUCAUAGAGGAAUGUGUAUACAUCUAUAAGAAAGUACCAGCCAAUAAGAAGAGUGUGAUCAUCUGGGUGAACGGGGCGGCUCCGGUGAUUAGCACCAUGUCAUGUCUAGGACUGUGGAUCCCCAAAGCCAUCAUGUUUACUGAUAUGACCUCCGCCUGCUACUUUGCCGUCGUGGUCUUUAAGUUCCUGGUCAUGAUGCUGGAGGAGGUGGGUGGGGACGAAGCCUUCCUGAGGAGGGCGGGCAAACACAAGCUGAGGAUCAGCACGGGGCCCUGCUGCUGCUGCUGCCCCUGCCUCCCACAUGUGGCCAUCACACGGCGCAGUCUCUUCCUGCUCAAGCUCGGCUCCUUUCAGUUUGCCCUCAUGAAGAUUGUCUUCACCAUCCUCUCCAUUGUCCUCUGGACCAAUGGCAACUUUGACCUGAGUGACAUGGAAAUUACUGGAGCUGCAAUAUGGAUCAACCCAUUUGUGGGCAUCUUGACAAUCAUUGCUCUGUGGCCCGUGGCCAUCACGUUCAUGCACCUGAGGACUACACUACGAACGCUGAAGAUCAUUCCCAAGUAUGCCAUGUAUCAGUUGGUGCUGAUCCUGAGUCAACUGCAGUCCGCUAUCAUCAACAUCUUGGCCUUGGCCGGAACCAUUGCCUGCGCUCCACCCUUCUCCUCCGCAGUCAGAGGAUACAUGCUGAGUCAGCAGCUGCUGAUCCUGGAAAUGUUCAUCAUCAAACUGGUCACCCGGCUGCUGUAUCGGCGG